AUGUAACAUUAAUAUCAUCGAUAUCAAAAGAAUUAUAAACUUCAACCUGUAAUGGUUUCAAGUAAUCGGGUCUCCUUUGCAUUUUCAGGUUACGCAUUCUUUACAUUUGCUGAUAAUGAAUUUGAUGAAUAAAUGAUAAUAAAGGCGUUGAUCAAGGUUGAGACAAAGGAGAGACAUAGAUAAGUUUUAACCAGCGGUCAUAUUACCCUAUUAGAACCAGGCCCGAGAAUUCAAAAAGCCAACAUUAAGUUAGAGAGUUAUUUAUAAUGGCAUUUCAAAGAAUUAUGAAGAACCAUAAAUAAAAUAGGUAUUGAAAUGUGAAAAUUAGUCUAAAUUAGGCAUAAUAUAUUAACGGUUCAAAAGACACAGUAUCACUGGAAAUAAUUAAAUAAAUAGAAUUGAUAGCAUUUAGAAUUUUUCCGUCUUGAUCUCAAUAUUAAAUCGAC
Messenger RNA from Paramecium octaurelia, 446 nucleotides. The record is from the annotation of a GenBank genome assembly. NCBI's taxonomy places the organism in Eukaryota, Ciliophora, Oligohymenophorea, Peniculida, Parameciidae.